AUGGCUGCACGAAGAGGGACGCCGAAGAUAAUCUUCAGCGACAACGGGACUAACUUCGUGGGGGCCAAUAGAGAAUUGCAAGGGGCCGCCUCAAGGGAAGGAAUCACAUGGCGAUUCAUCCCACCUGGAUGUCCGAAUAUGGGAGGCGCCUGGGAAAGAAUGGUCCGCUCGGUAAAGACAUCAUUAAUGACCGUUCUUAAAGAAAAAUCACCACCAGAAGAGGUCCUACACACGCUCCUCCUCGAAGUGGAGCAUAUCGUGAACUCGCGUCCCCUCACCCACAUCAAUCCUGCGCCGGGCGUGUUUGAAGACCACGAUCUCAUCGGGAAGGCGAACUGGAGGACAGCGCAGCGCUUGACGGACCACUUCUGGCAAAGGUGGCUGAAGGAAUACCUGCCAACUUUGAUGCCGAGGAAAAUAGCCGGCCGGGAGACCGAAGACCCUCAAGUCGGCGACGUCGUAUUAAUAGUCGACGCGACGCUACCAAGAAACACUUGGCCACGAGGGGAAGUGCUGCGAGUGUAUCCUGGACCGGACGGCAGAAUAAGAAUCCUCGACGUGCGAACACCCGGAGGAGUGCUGCGGCGACCGACGCGACGAGUGGUAGUCCUGGUUCCUGCCAAGACGUCGCAUCCGGAGGAAGGAGUGCUUCGCACUGCGGGGGAGAAUGGAUGGAAAGGAGAAUUAGAUAAAGCAUUCCACCACGUUCACACACAACAAAAGGAACUGAAGGAGCAGAUAGCCUCAGCUUCCCUCAAAAUCGCUGAGUUAGAAAACGAUAGAACAAAGCUUCAACAGGAGCUCAACACUCAAGCACAAUCAUUUUUGCGCACCGAGAUCGAAAUAGCUGGCAUGGCCGAGUCACCGCGGGAGAAUCUAUUUCACAACGUUCUUGUUAUAGCACAACGAGUUGGUGUGAAACUGGAAGACAGAGAUAUAGACUCGGUUACGAGAGUUGAGGCUCCACGACGCUCACUGGCCGGCACUACGUCUACCGACCUGGAUGGAGGUCAAAGUAACCCACCCUCGGCCUGUCGUGGUUCGCUUCACGCGACGCGGGACACGUGA
This is a messenger RNA of Ostrinia nubilalis (European corn borer), 1068 nucleotides long. RefSeq lists its product as uncharacterized. Lineage: Eukaryota; Metazoa; Arthropoda; Insecta; Lepidoptera; Crambidae. The transcript has 3 exons. Bases 1 to 1068 code for a protein of 355 amino acids. The record is from RefSeq and is a predicted model, not a curated record. Gene Ontology annotation, biological process: DNA integration. Gene Ontology annotation, molecular function: nucleic acid binding.